AUGCACAGAUUAAAAAAGCAUCACCCAUACCGUUUUACCAUUUUUGCCUAUCUCAAAGUCCUCUGGCAACAGGCAAGUGAUGAAGCAGCAGGAGACACCCUGUUUUAUACAGCAAGCAAACUGUGCCCCGAACUUGGCAUUGCAACAAUACUUCGUGCUCACCCUCUGGAUGACCUCUACUGCAGUAAAAUCCCAGAAUUGUUACACGCCAUCCCCGGAUGUUUGCUGAACUUGGACAAAGACCUUCCUCCUAAUUCAGCCUUGGGGCCCCCCAGCUGCAGGAACUGGCUCUUCUACUGCUGUAAGAGAAAGUUCCUUUUUCCUUGGCUCCUGUGUCACUGUGAAUGUCCCAUCAUCUUGAAAGAAGAGAAGACAGUGCAUCCAGGACCUUCUAUGACAGGUUCUGAGGUGGCCAAAGAUAUGGGCUUUCAAAAUCAGACCAGUGUUUCUGAGUUCCUCCUCUUGGGUCUUACUCAGGACCCAAAGCUCCAGAGGUAUCUCUUUGGGCUAUUCCUGGCCAUGUACCUGAUCACUCUGGCUGGGAACCUGCUGAUUGUCCUGGCCAUUAUCUCUGAUCAGGUGGUAUCAUUCCAAUCGUUACACCUCCACACCCCUAUGUACUUCUUUUUGGCCAACCUCUCCUUCACUGAUGUCUGCUUUGUGUCUAAUACUGUUCCUAAGAUGCUGGUGAAUCUAUAUACCCAGAAAAAGUCCAUCUCUUACACUGGGUGUCUGAUACAGUUGUAUUUUUUAGUUUCAUUGGUGGCUCUGGACAAUCUCCUCCUGGCUGUGAUGGCCUAUGACCGCUUUGUGGCCAUCUGUCGUCCCCUUCAUUAUACCACAAUCAUGAGCCCCAGAUUGUACAUUCUAUUGCUAAUUCCAUGUUGGAUCCUCUCCAUUCUCUAUGGGUUGACCCACACAAUUCUAAUGGCCACUUUGACAUUCUGUGGGUGCAGGGAAAUCACUCACAUCUUCUGUGAGAUGUAUGUCCUACUACAGUUGGCCUGUUCUGACACCUGA
Messenger RNA from Dromiciops gliroides (monito del monte), 1020 nucleotides. Its product is annotated as olfactory receptor 1D2-like. The record is from RefSeq and is a predicted model, not a curated record. The transcript is spliced from 5 exons. NCBI's taxonomy places the organism in Eukaryota, Metazoa, Chordata, Mammalia, Microbiotheria, Microbiotheriidae. Gene Ontology annotation, molecular function: olfactory receptor activity; G protein-coupled receptor activity. The coding region runs from base 1 to 1020 and encodes 339 amino acids. Gene Ontology annotation, biological process: G protein-coupled receptor signaling pathway. Gene Ontology annotation, cellular component: membrane.